CUAUAAAGUUGUAUAUCUUUAAUAUUACGAUAUAAAUUCUUCUUUCAGAGAUCAGAUUUUUCAUUCAUUCGUCUAAAUUAAAUAAAUUAUUUAUUUUAUAUGUAACGAUUUGAUACGAAAUUAUUAUUCGAUAUCAUAAAUCAAAGAAGAAAUUUGCGUAGUCGUCAGUAAGAGAGUUAAAAGCGCGCCAGAUUAUUUAUUUAAUACGUGGUAUAGAAAAAAAAAAAAAGAAAAAAACAAAAGAAAAUGGGACGUACUGUAAUAUCCGAAGCAUCUGUUCGUUCUCGUUUAACAUCCUUCGGGACGUUAGGAUACGAAGUGGGAUUAAUUUUAGGACAGAGUUUAGAAAAAGAAGAUUAUUUAGUACAUUUAGCAAGAACACCACCACCGCGUACUAGAAAUGUUGUGGAAGAAACAUUGAUAAGUUGUUCGGAAGAUACGGAUGAGAAUAAUUUAAAAAAAUGUUUCAAAUCCAUUCGAGAUAUACCAGAAAGUUGGCUCGCAGAUCAUGCCAACGAUGUCACAAGAAUGUUACCUGGUGGAAUGCGUAUACUUGGUAUAUUUCUGGCUGGACCUGAGGAUACUUUAGAUAAUAAUGUUAAUGUACAUAAGUUUAGAUCAAUUCUUCUUACAAUUCAAAGAAAUUUUUUAUCGAAUAAGUAUCUUCAUGGAAACAAUCAGCACAAUUUUAUAUUAACUUACAACAGUAUAACGCAAAGAUAUGUCUGUAAAAUGGUGGAUGAUAUAAAAAAUGGUAUAUUAAAACCAAUAGAUAUCAAGUUUCGAGCUCAGAGUAUUCCUUGGCUUGAACUUGAAACUGCUGUAAAUUUAGACAGAAUGUUUUGUAUAGCUACAAACAAAGAACCUGAAUCGCUUAAACAACAAUUGCAGGAGAUAUUGGAAGAUGUAUCAAAUAUGAUAGAUUCUGCACUUGUUAUGAUAGCAGGAAAAAUUAGAUCGUCUGAUGAUGCAAUUGAAACGAUAAUUGCAAAUGAAGAUAAUAAAAAUCAACUUGAAGUUGAUUUGUACAUUCCUUGUGAGAAAUCAGCUUCUACGGAUGCAAAAGUAAAACCUAGUAGCGAAUCAAUAUGGUUAAUAGGUCAAUUGGUUAGUAAAAUAUUUGUAACUGGCAAAACAAAUAUUGAAGAAGCUACUGCAGCAAUAAAACAAGACAUAGUAAGAUCAUUAGCCAGUAGAUUAGAAAUGCACGUGGACAGUUUGAUUGAAGAGGAAGAUGGUUCUCCUGAAGAAAAUAUAACAUUGCAUGAACCUCCAAGAAGAAUAUUGAUACACUUGCAUAAAAGUAGAGUAACAUUAUCAAGUUACCUGUUUCCUGGUGAAGAACCACAAGAAGCAUUGGUAUACUUGCAAGAACUAUUAGAUGUAGAUGUUGAGGAUUUGGAUAUCCAAAAAGAAAUAGAAUGUCAUGCAGAAGCCAUAGAUACUUGUCAGUGUGGUCCCCCUACUAUACCUAUAAACACUGAAAAAAUAGAGAAUCAUCUAACUACCCUACAUAUUAUUGGCUUAAGUAUAACAGUUUUCAUAAUUGUGGCUGCAAUUGUUUUCCAUCAUAUGUAUUAAUUAAAUACAAAGAAAGAGUGAUUUUCUUUA
Messenger RNA from Vespa mandarinia (Asian giant hornet), 1611 nucleotides. RefSeq names its product protein odr-4 homolog. Gene Ontology annotation, biological process: intracellular protein localization. The record is from RefSeq and is a predicted model, not a curated record. Gene Ontology annotation, cellular component: endomembrane system. Lineage: Eukaryota; Metazoa; Arthropoda; Insecta; Hymenoptera; Vespidae.